AUGGCUCAAGUUGGGCGUCCCGGUCGCGUUCCAGUGGGACCAGAGCGGUUCUUCUACGACAAGAGCACCUACACCGGAACGCACAGCAACGGCGGCCCGGAGCGCGUGGCCAAAGGCGGCGGCAGCUCCGUCGAUCAAUCGUGGAAGAGGCCCUCAAUAGAUUCGACUGGGGACGCCGCUGUGGGCUCCGGCAGACCAGCUCGCGCAGCGGUGGGACCAGAGCGGUUCUUUUACGAUAAGAGCACUUACACGGGCACGCAUGUUAACGGCGGCCCGGAGCGCGUGGCUAAAGGUGGCGGCAGCUCGGUCGAUCAGACGUGGAAGAGGCCCUCAAUAGAUUCGACCGAGGAUGCUGCCGUUGUCUCAGGAAAGCCAGGGCGCGUUGCGGUGGGGCCAGAGCGCUUCUUCUACGACAAGAGCACCUACACGGGCACGCACGUUAACGGUGGCCCGGAGCGUGUGGCUAAAGGCGGUGGAAGCUCCAUCGAUCAGUCAUGGAAGAGGCCCUCCAUUGAUUCGGCUGAGGACAAGGAUCACCUCGCCCGCGUCACCUUGCUCUCCCAAGGCCAGGGAGCUCGUCCUCCCAGCCCCUUGCGAACGAGCGCAGAGAAGGCUACGACUCCUCGACUCGCCAAUGCUUCUCGACCCAGCUCUCGCGGACGUCCCGGAUCCAAGGGACCGGGCACCGGCCGGCUCGUCGGGCCUGAGCGCUUCUUCUAUGACAAGAGCACCUACACCGGAACGCACACCCGCGGUGGCCCCAGCUCCGUGGCCAAAGGCGGUGGCAGCUCUGUCGACCAAUCCUGGAAGCGGCCGGUCUAA
Messenger RNA from Symbiodinium necroappetens, 822 nucleotides. Lineage: Eukaryota; Dinophyceae; Suessiales; Symbiodiniaceae. The record is from the annotation of a GenBank genome assembly.